Molecule: messenger RNA, 1194 nt
Organism: Malaya genurostris
Lineage: Eukaryota; Metazoa; Arthropoda; Insecta; Diptera; Culicidae
Product: titin
Exons: 2
Coding region: 1-1194 (397 amino acids)
Source: RefSeq, a predicted model, not a curated record
AUGGCGGCUUGCAACGGUCGCACAACGGCCGGCCUCGGUGCUGUUGCUGAUGCUGCCAAAACAGCUGCACACACAAACUGCAAUGUCAUUCGGGUCCCGUGCGGCGAUGGCUCUGCUGCACACAGGCCAGCGAAGAAAGUCAUUCCGCAGAAAGCCAUUCCGCAGAAAGCCAUUCCGCAGAUAGCCAUUCCGCAGAAAGCCAUUCCGCAGAAAGCCAUUCCUCUGAAAGCCAGUCCGCAGAAAGCCAUUCCGCAGAAAGCAAUUUCGCAGAAAGCCAUUUUGUCGAAAGCCAUUUUGCCGAAAGCCAUUCCGCAGAAAGGUAUAUCGCAGAAAGCCAUUCCGCAGAAAGCCAUUCCGCAGAAAGCCAUUCCACAGAAAGCCAUUCCGCUGAAAGCCAUUCCGCAGAAAGCAAUUUCGCAGAAAGCCAUUCCGCAGAAAGUCAUUCCACAGAAAGCCAUUCCGCAGAAAGCCAUUCCGCAGAAAGCAAUUCCGCAGAAAGCAAUUCCGCAGAAAGCCAUUCCGCAGAAAGCCAUUUUGCCGAAAGCCAUUUUGCCAAAAGCCAUUUUGUCGAAAGGUAUAUCGCAGAAAGCCAUUCCGCUGAAAGCCAUUCCGCAGAAAGCAAUUCCGCAGAAAGCCAUUCCGCAGAAAGCCAUUCCACAGAAAGCCAUUCCGCAGAAAGCCAUUCCGCAGAAAGCCAUUUUGCCGAAAGCCAUUUUGCCAAAAGCCAUUUUGUCGAAAGGUAUAUCGCAGAAAGCCAUUCCGCAGAAAGCCAUUGCGCAGAAAGCCAUUGCGCAGAGAGCCAUUCCGCAGAAAGCAAUUCCGCAGAAAGCAAUUCCGCAGAAAGCCAUUCCGCAGAAAGCCAUUUUGCCGAAAGCCAUUUUGCCAAAAGCCAUUUUGUCGAAAGGUAUAUCGCAGAAAGCCAUUCCGCUGAAAGCAAUUCCGCAGAAAGCCAUUCCGCAGAAAGCCAUUCCGCAGAAAGCCAUUCCACAGAAAGCAAUUCCGCAGAAAGCCAUUCCGCAGAAAGCCAUUUUGCCGAAAGCCAUUUUGCCAAAAGCCAUUUUGUCGAAAGGUAUAUCGCAGAAAGCCAUUCCGCAGAAAGCCAUUCCGCAGAAAGCCAUUGCGCAGAAAGCCAUUGCGCAGAAAGCCAUUCCGCAUUUAGGAAAAAGCCAUUUCAUCGAAGGCCAUUUCACCUAA